This is a messenger RNA of Rhinocladiella mackenziei CBS 650.93, 447 nucleotides long. RefSeq lists its product as uncharacterized. The transcript has a single exon. The record is from RefSeq and is a predicted model, not a curated record. Lineage: Eukaryota; Fungi; Ascomycota; Eurotiomycetes; Chaetothyriales; Herpotrichiellaceae. Bases 1 to 447 code for a protein of 148 amino acids.
AUGGUUACUUUCGGAACACCACCGAUCGAUGACUACGAUAGCGUAAAUACUAUAUCAGAGCUUUUGGGCACACGGGUUUCUACUUAUGACGAGCAAGGCGGACAAUUCGAAUUCGGGCGAGAUGGAUCUAAAAUGGCCAAAGACAGAUCUGAGGCGGAAGAAUUCCAAUCUUAUCAGCGACUUAUCUCUGCGGACUACAAAGAAACUAUAUAUCGACAUGUGGUAAAGUUUGCCAACAUGUUUAUCCGCAAAAAUGGGGCCGAUGUUAACCUCCCGGCCGUCCAUCGUCAUGAACGCUACUUCACACUUGCUCCGUCUGAGAGGAUUGUGUACAUCGAUGUUGAAAGGAUGGUCCAUGAGCAGGAUUGUCUGUUCAAUAAAAGGAAAAUCACCCAGAACAACGAUGGAAUGACCACUGAAAUGAAGCUUAGGGCGGCGGUUGAGUAG